AUGAAGCAAAAAAUCACGAUCAGUCUGACGGUAAACAUCGAUAAAUGUCGGACAAAGGCUAUGAAAAUUGCAGUAUCUACUCCAGGGGUGAUCUCGGUUACUAGUGGUGCAGAUAAAAAUCAGUUGGUGGUUACCGGCGACGGCGUCGAUUCCUUUGCGUUGAUGAAGUGCUUGAAGAAAAAAUUCAAAUGCGCCAGCAUUGUCUCCAUUGAAGAAGUGAAGCAGAAAGAUGAAAAGAAGGGAGAGGAGAAGAACAAGAAAGAUGAAUGCUGCAAAAUUUGUCGUUGUUCUUGUCCGUGUCCCCCGCUAGGUUACAACAAUCCAUGCGUACAGUACUACCCGGUGUGUCAACCCGUAUACGACUCCAAUCCAAGUUGCUCCAUUCAAUGA
This is a messenger RNA of Ipomoea triloba (trilobed morning glory), 390 nucleotides long. RefSeq names its product heavy metal-associated isoprenylated plant protein 47-like. The record is from RefSeq and is a predicted model, not a curated record. The transcript is spliced from 3 exons. Bases 1 to 390 code for a protein of 129 amino acids. Lineage: Eukaryota; Viridiplantae; Streptophyta; Magnoliopsida; Solanales; Convolvulaceae.